Messenger RNA from Dibothriocephalus latus, 714 nucleotides. The record is from the annotation of a GenBank genome assembly. NCBI's taxonomy places the organism in Eukaryota, Metazoa, Platyhelminthes, Cestoda, Diphyllobothriidea, Diphyllobothriidae.
AUGAUCAUCGAACUCUCCCUCAAGCUGGCCAUGGUCUAUGCCAAGAUGGAGGAGAGGGAGAAGGCGGAGUCGGGCUUUGCCUUCUGUCUGAUGAUGCAGCAACAGAACUGUGCUGGCAUUCCGAACGACGGGGUAGAAGGAGGAGGCGCAGGAGAUGGUAGCAAGCCGCCGCGGGCACAGUUGUCAGAGGAAGACCAUAAUAGCCUGGCUCUCCUGGGUGUCGUACAGAACUCCUAUGCCCACUACGAAUUCCUUGAGGGUCACUUGCCAGCUGGGCGGAAACUACUGGAGGCUGCCCUGAAAACGGCGCGCAGAGUCUAUGCGCCCUACCAUGCCAAUUGUAUCCAUCUACUUUCUGACCUGGCCAACGUCGAGAGCCGACUAGAAAUGCCCAAGAAUGCUCGAGCCCGGCUUGAGCAGGCUGUCGACCUGCUCAAAUCUGUUAGCUGCCCUGCCUCGAAGCGUGAAAAGCAGGAGUGCGUGACUGCCCUCUGCAGCCUCUACUGCCAGUGGGCUUUGCUAGAGGCCAACCAGGGCGCUUUUAGGGUGGCGAACAAGUAUCUAGCCGAAGCGCAACUACUCACCAGUCAGCUGUCUGCCGACGCUCGACAGCAAUGUCAGGAGCAAAUGACACAGGUGGAGGCUAUGAUACAACGAUGGCAGGGUAUGGAAGCGUGCAUGGAAGAUUUAUUGGUGCCAAAUGAGGAGUGCUGA